GGAGCCCAAGAGGACGGGUCAUUUGUACCGAAAUAGUAACUUUGCUAGAGAGCACGGUAGACACAUACGCCAUGGGUACCUGACCAUUCGGCGAUCAGCACGGACCAGCGUCAUGCAGUACCAUACGUAAGGUAAUAAUACCUUGUUGUAUGUACAGUACAAGACGAGUACGAAGGGGAUGCAGAACCUCUUGAUAUCAAAAGUUCCACAUCUCGAGAGCGAUGGGAAAUACUACCUAUCACGGCAGCACGCUCUUGAGCACGGAAACAGUGUACUGUGUAAGAAAAGAUACAUCACAGAGAAUGCCUACAGGAUUCAGACUCCUACAAUCUCCUUUUCCUUGUGCCCUGCAGUUCGAUCAGUGGACGACGGUUGGAAAAAGGAGGCACGGGGCAGCGGGGAGAGGGGAGAGGGGUAAGGGUGCGACCGACAGUCUGGAUCACCAGGUUGAUGUCGGACAUGUCAUCCCGGAACACUGGCUGGGGCGACAAAUGCGACCCUACAGCACGUUUUGCUUUUUAGCUGCCGUCGUGAUGCGGCGGUCCCUUGUUUACGCUGUGUAUGAGCUGAAAAACAUCGGUGAGACGCCUAACGGGAUAGCCCAAGGCAGGGUCGAUGAUUGCAGCUGCGCGCGCGUCUCUUUAGCAACCCAACCAAGCGGGUGCAUCACUUGAUAGGGAAAUGGUAGUUAACAAGGCUGCCAAUGUCCCGUGGUGAGCAGCUCCGCGCCGGUCCCAAGUCCGGGUCCCUGGCCAUAAUGCUGGUAUAAUAUAGGGCACCCUGGGAAUAUUCCCUGGCGCGGAUCGCUCAGCUCGCAAUGCGGUUGGAAUACUUCGUACCAACGACCCGGUACGCUCUAAGCGAUUCGAAAGUGCCAUACAGUAAGCCAGG
Canariomyces notabilis is the source of this 891-nucleotide messenger RNA. RefSeq lists its product as uncharacterized. The transcript has a single exon. NCBI's taxonomy places the organism in Eukaryota, Fungi, Ascomycota, Sordariomycetes, Sordariales, Chaetomiaceae. Bases 222 to 674 code for a protein of 150 amino acids. The record is from RefSeq and is a predicted model, not a curated record.